AUGCCCGGAAAACGCGCUCGCGAGGAGGAUUCUAGCUCCGACGCCGGGGCACGCCCCGCGGCCGAUGACACUAGGAAACCCAAGAAAGCCAAGCACGGAUUCCGUGUCGGGCCUGAGAACCUCCCUGACGGUCCCUGGCGACGAAAGGUGACCAAGAUCAAGAAAGACCUGAUCACCAAGGCCAAGGUCAAGAAGCAGUACGCCAAAAUCAAGGCGCAAUACCAACAGCAACAACAACAACACGCCGCCCCUCUCCCGGCCCAAGACCAGACCACGGCCACGGCCGAAGCAGCCGGCGGUACCGCCGCUCCCCCGGAGCAACAGCAACAGCAACAGCAGCAGCAGCAGCAGCAAGGCGAAGAGGCCAGACCAGCUGAACCGAAGGGCGUGCCCCAGAUCCACCCGGAGCGACAAGCCAUGCUCGAGUCGUCGUCCGCCGCCGCCGCCGCCGCCGCCGCCAAGCCGGAGAGCCGGUCCGCCAACAACGACAACCACAACGACAAGGACAACGACAACCACAACGACAAGGACAACGACAACCACAACGACAAGGACAACGAGGAGGAAGAAGCGCAGGGGCGCGGGACGGGGCCGAAGGGGCCGCAACAGCGUCGGCGCCAUCGCCAUGGCCAUCCCGACUACUUCGCCAAGGAGCUCGCGGCCGCCGAGCGCGCCAAGAAGCAGGCGGAGGAGCGGCGGGCCGAGCGGGAGCGGCGCGAGCAGGAGCGGCAGCGGCGCGUCGCGGAGCGCGAGCGCUACCGCAGGGCCAUGGCCAAGGCCAAGACGCCCGGGCGCGACGGCAAGGUCAAGCUCGGGAGGGAGGGCAAGAUCCUGCUCGAGAAGGUCAAGAAGCUCGUGGGCGAGGGUAAAUGA
Thermothelomyces thermophilus ATCC 42464 is the source of this 873-nucleotide messenger RNA. RefSeq lists its product as uncharacterized. The coding region runs from base 1 to 873 and encodes 290 amino acids. The record is from RefSeq and is a predicted model, not a curated record. Lineage: Eukaryota; Fungi; Ascomycota; Sordariomycetes; Sordariales; Chaetomiaceae. The transcript is spliced from 2 exons.